AUGGAGUAUCUGAGUAGAGAGCUAAAAGAGUUGCACAAGAAUGGGGAUUUUAACUACCAUCCAAAGUGUAGAAAACUGAACAACAUACAUGUGUGCUUUGCUGAUGAUUUGCUAAUGUACUGUCGAGCUGAUAUGGAGUCCAUAAGGAUUCUAAACGAUGCUUUUUACAGGUUUUCACAGGCUUCUGGAUUGCAGGCAAAUGCAAGUAAGAGUGCUAUUUACAUGGCUGGGAUAGAUCAGAAGGCUAGAGAAGAAAUCCUACAAACAUUGGGAUUUAAUGAAGGAAAACUACCUUUCAGGUACUUGGGCAUUCCAUUAGACUCAAAAAAGCUAACUAUUGCUCAAUACAUUCCACUAGUUGAGAAGAUAACAACAAAAGUUACAUGCUGGUCAGCAAAGUUUUUAUUCUAUGUAGGAAGGUGUCAAUUGAUAAAGGCAGUCAUAUUUGGAAAACAGACAUACUGGGCACAGGUGUUCAUCAUCCCAAAAAAGGUUCUGAAAUUGAUAGAAACCAUUUGCAGAACAUCUCUAUGGACAGGCAAUGCAGCUAUCUCAAAGAAGGCAUUAGUAGCUUGGGAAAAUGUAUGUAAACCAGUGGCAGCUGGUGGCCUCAAUAUACUAGACAUCAAGGUAUGGAACAAAGCAGCUAUUACUAAGCACUUAUGGGAUCUAACUAGAAAGAAGGACUGUUUGUGGAUUCGUUGGGUUCACAGUUUCUAUAUAAAGAAGAGAGAUCUGGACACAAUGCCUACUCCUAAGGCAGCAGCCUGGGUAAUCAGGAAGAUAAUUGAUAGCAGGGAAGUGAUUAUGGGGCAGCAACAACUCUAA
Messenger RNA from Nicotiana attenuata, 828 nucleotides. RefSeq lists its product as uncharacterized. The record is from RefSeq and is a predicted model, not a curated record. NCBI's taxonomy places the organism in Eukaryota, Viridiplantae, Streptophyta, Magnoliopsida, Solanales, Solanaceae. The coding region runs from base 1 to 828 and encodes 275 amino acids. The transcript has a single exon.